Molecule: messenger RNA, 2877 nt
Organism: Kwoniella shivajii
Lineage: Eukaryota; Fungi; Basidiomycota; Tremellomycetes; Tremellales; Cryptococcaceae
Exons: 14
Coding region: 1-2877 (958 amino acids)
Biological process (GO): protein phosphorylation
Molecular function (GO): protein kinase activity; ATP binding
Source: RefSeq, a predicted model, not a curated record
AUGUUCGCGGCAGCAUCUAAUCUAUUCAAGCAAUCAACGUACCUAUCAGCAUACAACAUCCAUUCGACAUCAAGCUCAAAUACGCCUAUAGGAUCACCAUCGUCAUCUUCGACUCAUCUACCCACCACCCCUAAUCCGAACGGCUCAACUGGUAGUGGUGGAGGAGCAGGACAAGGGAUCAAAUCGUUUAAUGUUGGACUAUGGAAAGUGAUAAGUGGAUCACAUAAAACCACAGGUAAAGAAGUCAGUGUAUGGAUAUUUGAGAAAAAAGUUUUGGAUACUAUCAAACCUGGAACUAAUUAUGGUGGAUUACAAGGAAAAGAAUGGGUUUUGGAACAAUUGAAGAAAGAGGCAUCGGCACUCUCACGUCUUAGACAUCCAGAUAUAUUACAUAUGGUAGAACCGUUAGAAGAAUCAAGAUCAGAAUUAACGUUCAUAACUGAGAGAGUGAAUUCAUCAUUAUCAACUUUAUUCUCAUCUGCAUCAAAAUCAUCAAAUACAAAUUCCAGAGGCAGACCACCGACAAACGAGAGGGCCUCAGGAGAAGUCGAUUUAGAUGAAGUUGAAAUUCAAAAGGGGACUUUACAAAUCGCGAAAGCGUUAAGUUUCUUACAUGAUAAAAGUAGAGGCGUACAUUUGAAUCUAAGUCCAGAGAGCGUUAUAGUGAAUUCUAAGGGAGAUUGGAAGUUAUCGGGUUUAUCAAUGAUGAUACCUCUAACCCAACCAGACGGUACCCAAACGAAAUAUGUCUAUCCAGAGGUAGAUGCCAGAUUACCCCCUCAAGUGCAAUGGAAGCUAGAUUAUCUAGCUCCCGAGUAUGCCCUUGAUUCCACCUUGACACCUUCAUCGGAUCUCUAUUCACUAGGAUGUCUACUUUACGCAGUACACAUGGGUGGUAAACCACCCUUUCAAAAUCGAGGUUCUAUGCAAAGUCUGAGGGAUAACGCCGAGGGUUCAUUAGUCAGAAAAGAAUGGAUGAGUGGUAGUAAAUGGGACAGAUGUAGUUCUGAACUUAAAGAUCUUCUACCGAGAUUACUGACCCGACAUCCUUCGAAUCGGAUAUCACUAGCUUCAUUACCUUCUCACUCAUUCUUUUCGUCUCUUGCUAUCUCAACUUUGAAUUUCUUGGACGCUACAACAUUCGCUUCUAAACCUAGGGAAGAGAAAGCUACUUUCUUAAGAGGAUUAGUAAGGGUCUUACCUACGUUUUCAGAGAGAUUGAGAAAAGGGAAAGUCUUACCAAGCUUAUUGGAGGAGAUGAAAGAUCCAUAUUUGUUACCAUUCAUCUUACCUAACGUCUUUGAAAUUUCGAAAGGAUUGAAUAAAGAUGAAUUUUCAAUUGUAUUACCGAAAUUACAACCGUUGUUCGCUCUGAAAGAUCCACCUCAAAAUAUGCUCACGUUGUUGGAACAUUUAUCUUUAUUCGAAGAAAAGACCACUCCACCCGUUUUCCGAGAAAACAUCAUGCCUCUGAUUUAUAAUUCGCUGGAAUGUGAGCAUCUGCCUGUGCAAGAAAAAGUCUUAAAGACUGUUCCGCACCUUUGCGAGAUACUGGAUUACGGAACUGUACAAAACGUUUUAUUGGUAAAGGUUGCUAUCCUAUUCACGAGAACGAGAAUUUUAUCUGUCAAAGUUCAAACUUUAGAAUGUUUCACUUCCAUGGUCAAGACACUUGAUAAAGCUACAUUGACUACUAAAUUGGUACCGUUGUUAGCUAAGAUCAAGACGAAAGAACCUGCUGUUAUGAUGGCAACCUUAGCAGUGCAUGAAGCAAUGGGUGCAAAAGUUGACAGAGAGGCUAUAGCUACCCUUGUCUUACCACAAUUAUGGGCAAUGUCCAUGGGUCCAUUAUUGAAUGUGGAUCAAUUCAGUAGAUUCAUGAAAGUUAUCAAAACGCUUGGUGUUCGAGUAGAACAAGAACAUUCACAACAUCUUCGAGAUGUUCAUCGAAUAGAAGCUCAGACAGCAUCUCUUGCAGCUCAAAAUGCACAUUCACUCAAUGGCAAUACAAACUCCUUUGGAGGUGUUACUGGAGGUGGUGGAGGAGAAGUAGAUUUUGAGACCCUAGUAAGAGGAGGAGCGGGUUCUGCAGCUCCAUCACCUAACCCCGCUGUAGGAAGCAUGGGGAUAACAGACCCAUGGAAUGAUGAUAGUUGGUUGAAUGGUGGAGAUACAGAUAACACUUUGUCGAACUUCUCGUCAUUAGCAUUGAAUACCAAUAACACUAACAGUACUGCCAAUUCGUCAUUCCCGUUAUCGAUACCUCCCUCACCACAACCUUCCUCAACAUCCAUGCGACCUAUCACAUCUGGCUCAGGAGCAGGGUCAUCCAAGUUAAAAGCGAGACCAAUCCCACCUUCCACAUUCAACUCUUCUGCCUUUGCAAUGCCACCUCCAUCAACGACAAGAGUCUCGCAAACUCCCAAUAUCCAAUCUCCACCUAUUUUAGCUCCUUCCAUUCAACCUUCAUUCGCACCACUGCAACCGAAUUCACCUUCCAUGAACUUCAAUCAGAAUUCACCUUCUACAGGUUCACAAUCUAAAAUGGCCGGAGCCAAUUACAAUAUAAGCUUGACACCUCAAUUACCUAAUCACACUCAAUCCUCUUCUCCAUUAUCAUUCAUGUCAUCACCAACGAUAUCUGCAAUACCGUCCCAUCAGACACAGUCAUAUCAUACGUCUCAACAACCUACGUAUCAGUCCCAGCCGGCACAAGCUAUACUACCUUCUCAACCAAUGCAACCGGCAGUGAAGCCUCCUCCGGGCUGGCAACCCGGUCUGAUGCAACCUUCCACAGCGCCAAAAGCUGUAUGGGGUAAAACAACUGGAACAAACGGAGGAAACAAUGAUUGGGGAGAUUUCGAUCCAUUGAAGUGA